Messenger RNA from Trichophyton rubrum CBS 118892, 906 nucleotides. RefSeq lists its product as uncharacterized. The record is from RefSeq and is a predicted model, not a curated record. NCBI's taxonomy places the organism in Eukaryota, Fungi, Ascomycota, Eurotiomycetes, Onygenales, Arthrodermataceae. The transcript has a single exon. The coding region runs from base 1 to 906 and encodes 301 amino acids.
AUGGUUCUCCCAAAAUUCUUCAAGUCACCAAAACCCGUCGACAAGAAGAAACACAAGGCCUCGCCGUCCGCAUCCUCGAUCGCGGACCAGACAGCAGACGCUCCCUCGCCGUCGACGACGACCUCGCUGCCCCGUCGCAAGACCGACACCGCCGAGCGCCCCCAGAGCACCUCGCUCGACCAACCGCCCGCCUACAGACGAGAGACCCCCGAGCUCUCUGAUCCCUUUGGCCCUCUGCCGCCGCCGCCGCAGUCGUCUUCGGCCCAGAGCAGCCCGACCAAGGGGCCUCACCGUCGGCUCAGCACCAGGCCGCACCCUUCGUCGACUCCCUCGUCCCCGACUUCCUCGCCGCGUGCGGCCUCCGCCUCUGCGUCGAGAAGCAGGCCCGCCCCCCGGCCGUCUACAACUGCUCCCGCAGCAGCAGGACCAGCAGCCGGAGCUGCGUCUGCCAGGUCCAGGCGAGAACUGAGCUCGUCUACUACUCCUAAUACCGCUGCUGCUACCGCCGCCGCCGCCGCCGCAUCGCCCGGACUCAAAUCAAAGCUGUCAAAGAAAGCCAGCAGUGGAGGCCGGUUUGCCCUUGAUCCCAACUCACAUCCGUUGAAUCUUCCCCCGGACGAGCUCCGCAGACUCUCAGCAAACAUGGCAGCCGCCGCAGCAGCAGCAGAGCGUGAUGAUACCCUGCGCAGCUCCAUGGAUAUCGACAGAGACGGUCCUUCUUCACCGUCUGGCCCGUCUCCUUUCUCAGCAGCCGGCACCACACCGUUGAAGCCCGAGGUCAACGGUACCGGUAACCACCCGCAGGACACUGAAGGAGUCCGACUCCCCCUCCUCACACUUCUCCACCUCCUCCGCCAGUUGAUCCGGAGACACACAGCUUGCGGGAACAAAUUCUCAAGCCGGUGA